Messenger RNA from Porites lobata, 2294 nucleotides. NCBI's taxonomy places the organism in Eukaryota, Metazoa, Cnidaria, Anthozoa, Scleractinia, Poritidae. The record is from the annotation of a GenBank genome assembly.
AUGUCGGAUCAGCCGUAUCCUGCCUUUCUGGCCUCCGCUGUAAAUGCUGUCAAGCACGCGCUAGCAGCCGAGCAAACUUCGAAUCUGCCCUCGACGCCAGCCACUAGUUUUGCCACGAGCUUACCAAUGGCGGCCACGCUUGGGGGCGUUCCUAGUUCGUCUUUGUCUCUUCGCGAACUCGAUGCUCAAGCCUCGGGCUUGGCAGCCUCUGGCGUUGGUUUUUGAUCUGUCUCUCCGGCUGUUUGCACUUCCACGGUCCAAGGUAGGCCUGAUUUUGUUGUACCUGCAUUUGCCCCACCGAUACCCGCCUUUACAUCUUCCACCAAUACCGUCGCCGUGACCGCUCCGCUUCGCCUCGGCGGUAUUUCUUCGCUGGCCCAAACGCUUAUUCCGCAUCAGCCGUUCGUUGUCGGCCCCGGAUUUUUGACAGGUCCUGCGAAAGUCGUAAGCCAUAUCGUGGCUGGAAAGUUUGUUGAUUUGCACGAACAGCUUUCCGCUAAGUUGGUGUUAAAUGAGCCCGAACCUCAAUUGCUAUUCGAUGGGCGGCUGGUACUAACGUCGACUCCGAAAAAGCUUAAGCGGCACGUUGACGACAUAAUCAGUUGGUUAGAAGCCUUUUCGGUUUAUUGUCUUAUCUUAAACUCCCAUUUCCCGCAUCGCUGGAAAGACUUGUUGCAUUAUCAGCUCCUCCUCCUUCGGACUUACCGUCAGUUCGCUGGCCGAGUUUGGUUGGCGUACGAUCUGGCUUUUCGCGAACACGCUGCUGCCACGAACCUUACAGAGUGGUCAAUCAUCAAUGUGCAGUUAUUUAAUUUCCAUGCGGCUGGAGCAUCUGGUAGGCUCUGGCCGUGAACUUUCAGAUGAGUUAACUGAACCCUGCGGCGCACCAUCUUCGCUAGUUAUUUGUAAGUCCUGGAACCGCGGCUAUUGUGUUGCUCCCUCAUCGUCGUGCCGCUUCGCUCUCAAAUGCUCUAGUUGCUUUGGCCCGCAUCCCGUGAGAGCUUGCCCUGGUUACCCAUCAAGCCAGUCUCGUCCUUCUUCCAAACGGCCAGUCGAUGCUUCCCCACCUCGUUCUAGCAGAAAAUCUAGGAUUCGUCUAGGAUUUGUCAUGCCCACCUUGUGUUGUCGUUGAGUUGUUUUAGGUUGAAGGACUUAAGCCCUUAAGUCUAGGCCUUAUUGGACUUAAUUAGAUUUCUUUUUGUUCCUUAGUCACUUUAUACUCUUGUUUAAUUAGCUUGCCUCAGGGUGGUGGCCUACCACAUGUACUUCUUAGGCUUCAUUAAAGCUAGUUGUUUCAUGUUGACUGUCCCAGCUGAUUUAUUUUGCGCGUUGAACUGGGGUUUGUGGGGCUAGUUAUUUGUCUUUGUAUGCUUUUCGUUAUUUUUCAGCUCCUCUCCCCCCAGUUUCAUCAGUCACUCCCUUAGAGGCGGAGCAGUUUGCCUGGGAGUUGCGACUCGACCCCCAGCGGCCGCAGGUUAACUUUGUGCUGGAUGGAAUUCAUCAUGGGUUUAAACUGGGUUUUGCCCUUCCCAAAAGCUCAAGUCCGCUAAGAAGAACAAGCCUUCUGCUACUCAGCAUGCUUCUGUCAUUGACACGUAUCUAGGGAACGAGGUUUCUUUGGGCAGGGUGGCAGGCCCGUUCAAUACCCCUCCCCUGCCCUGCCCUCUCCAACCUCUUAAUUAGUAGCUUUGGGCUUAGCUCGGAUGAGUUUACUCUUCACUACGUCACUGUUGAUCAAAUUAUUCGCUUAGUGUCUCGUUUGGGGGAAAGGGGCUCUCAUUGCUAAAUUUGAUGUUGAGUCCGCUUACCGCAACGUUCCAGUUCACCCGUCAGACCGCUCUCUGCUGGGGAUGAAAUGGCGUAAUCAGUACUAUGUUGAUCUAGCUCUCCCCUUUUGCCUUUGUUCAGCUCCAUUCUUCUUCAGUGCGAUAGCUGACACGGUGGAGUGGAUCCUCGUGCACUCCUAUCAGAUCCCUGAUCUACUUCAUUACCUAGAUGACUUCAUCACUGUGGGCUCCCCUGAGUCGUCUCAGUGUGCACACAACUUAAGCACCACUCUAGCAGUCUGCAAGCGUUUGGGCCCGCCUUUUCACCCAUGCAAGUGGGUAGAGCCCUCGACUACGCUUGUAGUCCUCGGUAUUGAGCUGGACUCUGUUAAUCAAGCUGCUCGUCUCCCCGCGAAGAAAUUGUCGGCUUUAAAAGAGCUUAUCUCUUCGUGGCUUACUCGAAAGUGGUGCAAUAGGCAAGAUCUAGAAUCUCUUAUCCGACAUCUGCACCGUGCUGCAAAAGUGGUU